AUGUCUGAUCACUUGUCUGAUACCGAGUCCCAGCAUUCACCCAAACAUUCUUCACCUAAAACUGAAAUACCUCAAUCUGUCAGGACAUACCAUGAAAAUCACCCUGUUCAGAUCACAACAAUUCGACUGAACGGUCCUAAUUAUUUUCGGUGGUCACAGUCUGUCCGUUUGUAUCUCAGGGGGAGAGGAAAAAUUGGCUACAUCACUGGAGACAAGAAACAACCAGACAAGGAAGGUGCAGACUACGAUAGUUGGGAUGCUGAAAAUUCCAUGGUCAUGACAUGGCUAGUCAAUUCCAUGACUGAAGAGAUAGGUGCAAACUAUCUUUGUUAUGCUACUGCAAAAGAUCUUUGGGAAAGUGUCUCUCAGAUGAACCCUAUCCCUCCAAUUGGUGAAGUAUUUGCUGAAGUGCGUCGCGAAGAGAGUCGCAGGCAGGUGAUGCUUGAAAAAAAGGCUGCCAUUGUCCCUCCACCAUUCGAAGGAUCUGCAUUGGCCGUUCCUCAAGUCAAUCGCAAACCUUUCCCUAAUCCACGAGGUGGUGACAAGAAUCAUUUAGUUUGCGACUACUGUGGUCAAAAUCGUCACACUCGGCAAAACUGUUUCAAACUACAUGGUAGGCCAAAUAAUAGAAAGGCUGGAAGGUUUGGUGAUCGCCCUAUGUCUACAACCAAUGAGGCUGACUCGUCUCCAUUUACUAAGGAGCAAAUGGAUCAUAUUUUUAAACUUCUAAAGUUCAAUUCAUCACCUAAUGUUCCUGUUGCAACUAUGGUACAAACAGGACCAGAACUCGGGGAAGACGAUUGGAACUGCUAG
Messenger RNA from Vicia faba (fava bean), 813 nucleotides. The record is from the annotation of a GenBank genome assembly. NCBI's taxonomy places the organism in Eukaryota, Viridiplantae, Streptophyta, Magnoliopsida, Fabales, Fabaceae.